AAACAAGCCCACCCCUUAACCUCAGCUUCUAUAAAGAGACCAGACCUGUAGCAUAUUCAUUCAUCUCUGUUUUCAUCCAAGGGGGGAAUUAUUUGCUGAGAACAUGGCUGAGAAGAAGAUGUCGCCAAGCCGCAAAAAUCAUCUCAAGAGUUUGCUUCUCCAAAUCGGUAAAGAAAUGCUGGAGGAGGAAGCUCGGGAAGCCGAGGAGGAAAAAAUGAAGUACAUGAGGGAGAACUGUCCCUCCCUCUGCAUUCCACAAUGCACACAGGAGAUUCAGGAGCUGUGUCGACAACUUCACAAGCAAAUCGAUUUGGUGGAUGAAGAACGAUAUGACAUGGAGAUGAAAGUCAAGAAAGCCAACAAAGAGAUCGAUGAUCUAAAGAUGAAGGUCCAGGAUCUUAAUGGCAGGUUUAAGAAGCCCACUCUGAGGAGAGUGAGGAUGUCAGCAGACGCAAUGCUGGCUGCCCUGCUGGGCUCCAAACAUAAAGUGUCCUUAGACCUGAGAGCCAACCUGAGGCAGGUGAAAAAGGAAGUGAAGGAGGAGGAGAAGCAGACAGGGGACUGGAGGAAGAACAUUGAAGAUAAAGCCGGGAUGGAUGGAAGGAAGAAAAUGUUUGAGGCAGAGGCUUAGAUCAAUUGAAGUUAUUCUAAACUUGUCAACAAAAUUGAAUGCAUUUUUAAUUUGAAUUGUGUCUGCUGUUCCUUGAUUUGCUAACUAAAGUAGUAAAAACAGCAAAUUUUAUAUGUCUUGU
Molecule: messenger RNA, 752 nt
Organism: Cyprinodon variegatus (sheepshead minnow)
Lineage: Eukaryota; Metazoa; Chordata; Actinopteri; Cyprinodontiformes; Cyprinodontidae
Product: troponin I, fast skeletal muscle-like
Exons: 6
Coding region: 104-631 (175 amino acids)
Biological process (GO): muscle contraction
Cellular component (GO): troponin complex
Source: RefSeq, a predicted model, not a curated record